CCCAGCUCGUUCGUCCGUGAAGGUCGUCUGCAGACGCAGAGGGUCCGAGGGUCGACGGCGCAUGCGCGCUACUUGCCGCUGUCGUCAUUCAGUCGAUCUGUAGCCGCGCUCCGACACUGGCCCGCGUUAUAGCCAAAAACAAAGCCGGCACGGGCCGAAAUAAAAAAAAAAAUACUAUAAAAAUUAAAAAAAAAUUACAACCGGCCAGUGAAUUGUUUUGGCAUAAAAAGUGAUUACAGUGUACUGUGAUCAGCUCGAUCACCAAAUUGCAUGGCAUCGCAUUUCCCGAACACAUUUAGGUAGCAAAUGGACUGCCUAAUGCCCGUGGAGUAGCUGCAUACAAGUAAUGUUCAAAGCAACAGUAAUCUUGUAAAACAGAAAAACAAAUCUAAAAUGGCCACCGAAACGCAAGAGUACCUGAAUGGCAUGAGACCCGGCCCUCUCACCAGGGAGAUUCCUGAGUGCAUGCGAGAGAAAUACACUGUAUUGCAAUCAGUAUUUGAUAUUAUAGUGUUCGUUAUUAUUGGCAUAGGGAAUAUAAUAAAGGCUAUAUAUCGGAGCAUAGUCGGUCAACGCAAGAGGGACUUGAAAGGAGGAAUUGCACUCGUCACGGGUGGCGGAGGAGGUCUGGGAAGCCUCAUAGCGCUACGCCUUUCCAGGCUCGGAUGCACAAUAGUGUUAUGGGACAUAAAUGAACAAGGGUUGGAAGACACGGUGAAGCUAGUGAAGGGCAUUGGCGGUCGGUGUCACGGCUACGUGGUGAACCUGGCCAACCGGGAAGACAUCUACAGGAUGGCCAAGCGAGUGGAGCAAGAAGUGGGCAGGGUCUCUUUGCUGAUCAACAAUGCUGGAGUGGUGUCAGGGCAGUACCUGUUGGAAACACCGGACCACCUCAUACAGAGAACCUUUGACGUCAAUGUACUUGCACAUUUCUGGACUGUGAAAGCCUUCCUACCGGCCAUGAUAGACCACAACGACGGUCACAUAGUGACCAUUGCGUCCAUGGCUGGUCACAUCGGAGUGGCCAAACUGGUGGACUACUGCUCCUCAAAGGCUGCAGCUUGUGGCUUCGACGAGUCUCUAAGGAUGGAGUUGGACGCUAGAGGAGUGAAGGGUGUUUCUACAUCACUCAUCUGCCCCUUCUUUAUAAGGUCCACCGGCAUGUUUGAAGAUGUUAAUGCAAGAUUGGUCCCGCAAUUGAACUCCAACGAUGUAGCAGACCGCGUGGUGCUCGCCAUCCGAACCAACGAGCCCAUAGCUCUCAUUCCAGGACUCUUCAGAAUCCUGUUGCCCAUGAGAUGGAUAUUCCCAUGGAAAGUGAUCGCAGAUUUCGUCCGCGUGAUCGUCCCGGACGCGGCGCCGAGCGCGCCGCCGGGCGCGGCGGGCGCGGCGCGGGCCGCCAGCGCGCGCGCGCCGCCGCGGCCGCCCGCCAAGGGGGACGCGCGGCCCGUGUCGCUCGUCCCGCCCGACCGACCCGACAGACGAGUCUGAUUCAUUAUCAUAUGGACUCAAGUGACAAUAAGGCCACUCUAUGCUAUACUUAUACGUAUAACUAUGAGUGAGCGAUCGAUCAAUACAGUUUUCAAUAAGGGCUCUGACAGAUGGACGACCGUUUAUUUAUUGCGGCUAUCGAAGGUCAAAUUAAAAUGACUUUAUGAAAUUUAAUUGUAAACGCGUGUUUAUAUUAAUCUUUAAGUAUGUAUUGAAUUUGAAUUUCUUUCGAUUUUAUUGUAGUAACAGCAGGUCACGGGAAUUAAACAUUUCCUUCACAUUACGUGGUACUUAGUAACGUGCAACAUAUCUGUAGGCACUUCAGUACGCAUUUGCUCGUGUGUAAGAGCCUUAUUGUACUUGAAUAUGCUGUGGUUGUGGUUAGUUCAUAGCAUUUUUGGACUUUUACCUGGGUGACCUCAUCACCUGAAUAUUGUGAUUUGCCAGAUUAGUACGUAAAAAAAUAUUUUGUUAAUUAGAAAUUAUAACAGAAAAUAAAAUGCGGCCUUAAUCCAUUUAAGGCCCAAAGCUUUUCCUGUGCGCUAAUGAUAAGAAAUGGGCCUUGGAAUUCAAACGUUUUUGUAGUCAUUCACUAACCAAAGUGAUACAAAAAAAAUAUAUUGUAUAAAUAUGUAAUCCAAUAAAAUAUAUAUCACGUCAUAGCGAUUGUUAAGAAAUUACAAAAUUUAUUUUAUUUAAUUUUAAGCUAGAUUAAUGUCAUAUUACAAUGACAAUUAUCUGUGGUAUUUAGUCAAUAUUAAGGUAAAAGUAAUAUGUAAACAUAUAAAGGAUAUUCGUAGUAGUAGACAAAUGUUAUUUUUUACUACAUGUUGUAAAUGGCUCCGAGUAAAAGAAAAAUUAAAUUUCAUCGUUAAGUACUUACGUGAAAUGACGUUUGUAUGAAAAAUUGAACAUUAUAUUUUUAAAGGCACAUCUAGGUCUGCUGCAUUCAAUUGUCAAUAUUUAAAUAUAACAAAAUGAACAGCAGCUUUGUUACUGUACAUUAUAUUGCAUACUUCGAGUUAACGAACUUUACAGAUCCCUUUUCUCAUUUCAUUAGUUGAACUUUAGUAUUUUAUAGUCACACGGUUAAAGGAAAUAAAAUUUACAUUAAAAUCACAAGUAAAUCAUUAAGUAAAAAUUAACGUGAUAUAAGCUCAUCAAUGUAAUUAUUGAGAUCUGGUGAAGUGUUGCCAUUCUGCUCAAAUUACCGAUAAGUAUGUAAAUAUAGUCGUUAUACAUCUUACAUCUAUUUUAUAUGUAUACAAUUUCAAAUGUGUUAUUGGUCUUCCUAUAUUGGGUAAUUGUUUGGCGGUUAAGUUUGAAUUAUUCUGAAGUUUCAUAAUAAUGUUGUCGACGCAGGGGUAAAUAAAUUUUUGUAUAGGUACUUAUAAAGAAGUUACCAAUUCAAAUAGUGUUAAAUAAUAAUAUUUAAAGAUAACCUGGACAUAAUGUUACAUUUAAUAAAUCAUCAUUAAGGCUAAGACCCAGGGUAAUACUAAUAUUAUUACGAUAAUAUUAUUGCAUAUUUUGAUAAAGUCGGUUAUGUUAAUAUUAAUGUACACAUUUUAUAGGACUAUGUAUAGUAAAAAGGUACUUACUCAUUUUGUCAAAUAUAUUUUGGAUAUAUGUUCAUGCGCAACAAACACAUGUUAA
Amyelois transitella is the source of this 3147-nucleotide messenger RNA. Its product is annotated as estradiol 17-beta-dehydrogenase 11. The record is from RefSeq and is a predicted model, not a curated record. Gene Ontology annotation, cellular component: lipid droplet. NCBI's taxonomy places the organism in Eukaryota, Metazoa, Arthropoda, Insecta, Lepidoptera, Pyralidae. Bases 394 to 1491 code for a protein of 365 amino acids. Gene Ontology annotation, molecular function: oxidoreductase activity, acting on the CH-OH group of donors, NAD or NADP as acceptor. The transcript has 7 exons.